AUGAUAUUGAACCGGAUACCGGCUCUAAGGACCACGUCAACGAUUGUUAUCCGGAGGCGUGGAGUAUGCGUGAUAGAGAUUUGUCGCCAGGGCAAUUUUGGGAAGUCCCCCGAGAUGACCAUAGCUCAGUUCAAUACUGUGUCUGUAGUGUCACGUGUUGGCGUGGGAUCUCAAAGAAGAUAUCAGAUACGAAACGUGGCAACUAACCCAGCUCCCAACAAACGGCGGCAAAGACUGUGGAACAGAAACAAACGUAUCUCAACAGUGUCCUGUAAUAUAAACAUCAAAUGUCCAGAAUCAGUGUUUGGCCCAGGUCUCAUUGCAGCUGUGUCUGUGUCUGGAGUGUUCCUCAUAUUCCUUGUUGUGGCUGCUGUCAUCUUCUUUAAAUUGAGAAGAAUAAUUGGGAAGAAGAAAUCAGAAAUCAACGAGCAACCCGUGUCACCAAAUGUGAGUGACGUCACAUGGCCAGAGACAGCUGAGUCCAGUGCUGAGCAUCUUUACGAGAUUACUUCUUCACGGUCGCCUGAACACCUCUACGAUAUGCCAGAGACCCAAAUGAUGCUACCAGUGAUGGCACAUACAUAAACGCUAACUUCCCAACAGACGGCAAUUAGUUAACUCUUGAAACCUAUGACAAUUUGAAUAAGUAGCUCUUGAAAAGUUGAGAAUUUGAAUUAGUAACUCUUGAAAAGUAUCAGAAUUUGAAUUAGUAACUCUUGAAAACUAUGCGAAUUUGAAUUAAUUAAUUCUUGAAAACUAUGCCAAUUUGAAUUAGUAACUCGUGGAAAGUAUGAGAAUUUGAAUUAGUUAACUCUAGAAAGGUAUGAGAAUUUGAAUUAGCAACUCUUGAAAAGUAUGAGAAUUUGAAUUAGUAACUCUUGAAAAUAUGCCAAUUUGAAUUAGUAACUCUUGAAAAGUAUGAAAAGUUUAAUUAUUGACUCUUGAAGAGUAUGCCAGUUUGAAUUAGAAACUCUUGAAAAGCAUGAGAAUUUGAAUUAUUAACUCUUGAAAGGUAUGCCAGUUUGAAUUAGAAACUCUUGAAAAGCAUGAAAAUGUGAAUUAUUAACUCUUGAAAAUAUGCCAAUUUGAAUUAGUAACUCUUGAAAACUAUGAGAAUUUGAAUUAGUAACUCUUGAAAAUGAUGCCAGUUUGAAUUAGUAACUCUUGAAAAGUUUACGAAUUGGAAUUAUUUAACUCUUGAAAACUAUGCCAAUUUGCAUUAGUAACUCUUGAAAAGUAUGCCAAUUUGAAUUAGUGACUCUGGAAAAGUAUGCCAGUUUGAAUUAGUAACUCUUGAAAGGUAUGAUAAUUUGAAUUAGUAACUCUUGAAAACUAUGCCAAUUUGCAUUAGUAACUCUUGAAAAGUAUGAAAAGUUUAAUUAUUGACUCUUGAAGAGUAUGCCAGUUUGAAUUAGAAACUCUUGAAAAGCAUGAGAAUUUGAAUUAUUAACUCUUGAAAGGUAUGCCAAUUUGAAUUAGUAACUCUUGAAAACUAUGAGAAUUUGAAUUAGUAACUCUUGAAAAUGAUGCCAGUUUGAAUUAGUAACUCUUGAAAAGUUUACGAAUUGGAAUUAUUUAACUCUUGAAAACUAUGCCAAUUUGCAUUAGUAACUCUUGAAAAGUAUGCCAAUUUGAAUUAGUGACUCUGGAAAAGUAUGCCAGUUUGAAUUAGUAACUCUUGAAAGGUAUGAUAAUUUGAAUUAGUAACUCUUGAAAACUAUGCCAAUUUGCAUUAGUAACUCUUGAAAAGUAUGCCAAUUUGAAUUAGUGACUCUGGAAAAGUAUGCCAGUUUGAAUUAGUAACUCUUGAAAGGUAUGAGAAUUUGAAUUAGUAACUCUUGAAAAGUAUGCCAAUUUCAAUUAGAAACUCUUGAAAAGUAUGAGUAUUUGAAUUAGAAACUCUUGAAAGCUAUGAUAAUUCGAAUUAUUCAACUCUUGAAAAGUAUGCCAAUUUCAUUUAGAAAUUCUUGAAAAGCAUCGAAUUUGAAUUAUUAACUCUUGAAAAGUAUAUAUAUAUAUUGUUUUAUUAUUUUUUAACUUUUUAAACUUUUUAAAAAAAUUCAUAAUCAUACAGUUAAUACAAUAACUUUACAUAACAGAUCCAAUGUUUAUAAAUAAAUAUAUGAAUGUGAAAUGUAUACACAAAAUACUAAUAACAAUAUCAAUACUAGUCUUGUCCUUAAACAGUCCUAAAAGCAGUAUUCAAAAUAUAGAAAAAAAAGUCCACCCCCACAACAUAUGGACAUUAUACAUUAAAAAGAUCUAUACAGUCGGAUCUCGUUAUCUCGAUCUAUGUAAACUCAUUAUUCCAGGCUAGUUUCAUUUCAGUCCACAGUUACCUCAAAUCUUGGACCAUUUUGUUUGUUCCUUUCAACAUCAAGAUAACAAAGUUUGACUGCAUAUAUAUAAUUAAUCCUUGAAUAAAUUGUGACAUAUAGACCAGAAUUUUACAAACUUAUCAUAAUUGCAACAAGAGAAUGCCACGCUUAUUUGUUACAUUAUAAUAUAGACUCAGCUCCUUUUGUAUCCAUGUAAAAUCUGGGAUGAGACACUUUAAAUGACUUUUAAAUAUUAACUGUUUAGUUAUUAAUAUAAUAGCAUUAAUAGGAUCAUUGUUACUCGUCUUAAAUCCCAAAAUUAUAUUUUCUUUUGUAAAGUUCAUUAUUAUACCAGUUUGUUGUUGCAUCCAAAGCUUUAAUUGUCCCCAAAUAUGCCUAACGUCAUUACAUUCCCAAAAUAAGUGUUUUAGUGUUGAUAUUUCAUGUUUACAGAAGGAGCAAAGAGGUGAAUCAAUAUAUCCUAUGUUAUGUAAAAACGUAUUUGUAGGCAAUAUCCUAUGAAUAAUCUUGUAUUGAAACCAUCUUAAUGGGCGUCUUAGCUCAGAACAGGGGAGAUAAUAAAACAGGUGGCGCGUGACUCGUUAGGGUCCAACAAACUCGGACAAUAGCUGUAUUUUUUUCAUUUUUCAUUCUUUGUUAUACCACGAUCAUAACGGACCAAAACCUUAUCGGCUCUGUACAUGACGUUCCUAUACAGCACGGUUCUGCACAGGACGGUCUAUAGUAUACGCUGCAGUGAACGGUUACCAGUCGUUACCAGUUGACGUUUGUCUACACGUGUACUGAGAUAUGGGGAGGGGGGGGGGGGGGCAGUAAAAUCAGUAAUAAUAAAGAAAAUAUAUGUAUGUUGUGGAUAAUAGUAUUAAAAAAUAUAUAUAAUGAU
This is a messenger RNA of Gigantopelta aegis, 3222 nucleotides long. RefSeq lists its product as uncharacterized. The record is from RefSeq and is a predicted model, not a curated record. Lineage: Eukaryota; Metazoa; Mollusca; Gastropoda; Neomphalida; Peltospiridae. The transcript has 4 exons. Bases 1 to 585 code for a protein of 194 amino acids.